This is a messenger RNA of Gopherus flavomarginatus (Mexican gopher tortoise), 2807 nucleotides long. RefSeq names its product ADP ribosylation factor interacting protein 2 (gene ARFIP2). Gene Ontology annotation, molecular function: phospholipid binding; protein domain specific binding. Bases 350 to 1693 code for a protein of 447 amino acids. The record is from RefSeq and is a predicted model, not a curated record. Gene Ontology annotation, cellular component: trans-Golgi network membrane. Lineage: Eukaryota; Metazoa; Chordata; Testudines; Testudinidae. Gene Ontology annotation, biological process: intracellular protein transport; regulation of Arp2/3 complex-mediated actin nucleation. The transcript has 10 exons.
GCUUUGUCUGGAGGUCCUGCUUGGCGCUGCCCGUCUCCCUGCCCCGCUUGUGGGCUGGGGCAGCCAUGUGGCAGGGUGCAGUUGUGGUAGAGCACAAGCGACUUUGGCCCCCAGGGCCUGGCUAAAUACCCCCAGGGAGCAGGCCCCGCUGGCUCGUUCCUGGCAUGGCUCUGUGCCUGCUGGGCUCAUAGGAGGGGGAGAGAGUUGGCUGAUUCCCGUUGCUAGACCCCCCAAUCCUGUCCUGGGGGCCCUGAUUGCUCCCAGUCUGGUCCGGUAUCCCAGUCCUAGGGACCAGGGGAAGGUAACGGAGCUGUGGGGUGUGGUGUGGUGUGGUGCUGUCUGCUGCGGAAUGUGCCCUGACCGGUCCGGGCAGGCUGGGCUCUGGCUUGUGCUGGCGCCUGCUGCCCUAGGCGUGUCCCCCUUGCUGACUGCCCCCCCCCCCCCCCCCAGCUGGGAGCUGGAGUUGAUGCCGCCUGGUCUUGGGGAGGGAGGGAAGAUCCUGACCAUGACGGAUGGGCUCAUGAGCAAAGCUGCCACGAUGGAGAUCCCCAUCAACGGAACCGGGGACACGAGCAGCCUGCCGGAGGACGAUGGCCUGGAGCAGGACCUGCAGCAGGUGAUGGUGUCGGGGCCCAACCUAAACGAGACCAGCAUUGUGUCGGGGGGCUACGGGGGCACCGCUGAGGGGAUCAUCCCCACCAGCACUGUCAAAGGCCCUGCAGUGCGGUAUAACGCUUCCUUCCCAGGACUGCGGCUCCUCCAUGCACAAGGCUCCUUUGUCACAUCUCAUUCCUCCCGAGGACCAUCCAUCUCACCCAGUGAAUCUGCUGCCAGCCGGAUCGCCAGCCAGGCAGAUGCAUCAGCAGGCUCUGGGCUGCACCUGCCCCACCCCGGCCCCCUGGCAGCGGGAGACGAGGCCGCCCGGGGUAUCGCUGUGGAGAAGUUUGAUAUUGUCAAGAAAUGGGGCAUCAACACAUACAAGUGCACCAAGCAGCUGAUCUCGGAGCGCUUCGGCCGGGGCUCACGCACAGUGGACCUGGAGCUGGAGACACAGAUCGAGCUGCUGCGGGACACGAAGCGCAAAUACGAGUGUGUGCUGCAACUGGCGCGGGCGCUGACCCACCACUUCUACAGCCUGGUGCAGACCCAGCACGCCCUGGGCGACGCCUUCUCCGACCUGAGCCAGAAAUCCCCCGAGCUGCAGGAGGAGUUUGGCUGUAAUGCAGAGACGCAGAAGCUGCUGUGUAAGAACGGAGAGACCCUGCUCGGGGCUGUCAACUUCUUCGUCUCCAGCAUCAACACCCUAGUGAACAAGACUAUGGAGGACACGCUCAUGACUGUUAAGCAGUAUGAGACGGCCAGGCUGGAGUACGACGCCUACCGCACAGAUCUGGAGGAGCUGAGCAUCGGCCCGCGGGACGCCAACACCCUGUGCCGCCUCGACGCCGCCCAGAGCCACUUCCAGAGCCACAAGGGGAAGUACGAGAAGCUGCGGGCCGACGUGGCCAUCAAGCUCAAGUUCCUGGAGGAGAACAAGAUCAAAGUGAUGCACAAGCAGCUGCUGCUCUUUCACAACGCCGUCUCUGCCUACUUCGCCGGCAACCAGCAGCAGCUGGCCCAGACCCUGCGGCAAUUCAACAUCAAGCUGAAGACGCCGGGUGCCGAGAAGCCCUCGUGGCUGGAGGAGCAGUGAGCGGCCUGAACUCUGAGCUCUGGCUGGGGCCAGGCGCAUGUGGGCGAGGGGGACCCCUGCACAAGCCCUGUGGCCUGGACCCUGGCUGGGUACAUGGGGUCCCUUUGCCUCCGGUGGCCCUGGGCUCCGUGCCCAGGUGGGGGCUGGAGACGGGCCCUGAGCUGCGGCAGGGCUCCCCAAUCUGCAACUCUGCCCUGAGAGUUCGGUGCCCCCAGCCUGGGCUGCUCCUAGGGGUGCAGCGCUUCAGUGACCCCCACCCAGUGCAGCUGCAGGGCAACGGGGGUCAUUCCUGGGGGGCCCAGUGUGUCCCACCCCCCAACAGGCCUCACUCCUGGGGGGGCAGCAUGUCCCACCCCCCAACAGGCCUCACUCCUGGGGUGGGGGGAGCAUGUCCCACCCCCCACCCCCCAACAGGCCUCACUCCUGGGGGGAGGGCUGUGUGUCCUGUCGUCCCCCACCCCCCAACAGGCCUCACUCCUGGGGGGGAGGGCAGCGUGUCCCACCCCCCAACAGGCCUCGGGGGGGGCAGCAUGUCCCACCCCCCAACAGGCCUCACUCCUGGGGGGAGGGCCGUGUGUCCUGUCGUCCCCCACUCCCAAUAGGCCUCACUGCUGGGUGGGAGGAGGCAGCGUGUCCUUUCCCCCCCUGCCACUCCCAAUAGACCCCACUCCUGGGGGGCCGGUGUGUCCUGUCCCCACCAACAGGCCUCACAGGCCUUCUGGGGAGCGGGAGGGGGCAGUGUCUCCUGUCCUGCCCCUCAGGGCCUCACUUCUUACAGCCCUAGGCCUCAGUGUUUUUGGGGGGAAGGGUGUGGGGGGGGUUGGGAGCCAGGACUCCUGGGUUCUGUUCCAGCUCUGGCUUGUGAUCUGGGGCCAGUCCUUCCCUUGCUUUAUGUAGUUGGUCUCUGGCAUUUCCAGAGGGGGCGGGUCAGCUGCUUUCAUUACUUCCUCCCCCCUCGGACACACACACUACAGCCUCUUCUUCCCCUGCACUGGGGCAGCAGGUGUCUGGGGACUGCCCUGCCCCUGGGCUCCAGCCCCCUCGCCCGCUGCGGGCAGGGGGACGGGUUGGGCUUGGCACACGCCUGCUGGCUGCAGUCUUUCCAUUUGCACAG